AUGGACUUAUGCAUAAGGUGCUCUGAAGACGUCUCCAGCUCGCUAGAACGAUUGCACACAAUGGGAUACACCUACUGUGCUGUAGAACAUUAUGUGAAAGCCCUUGCAGACCUAAAAAUGUGUCCAAAAAUAGACUACUAUGCUAGCACAGCUACCUUCAAUGGCCCCGCAGAAAUGCUAUCUGAGUACCAGUGCGCAGACGGAAAGACGCCAUUGCAUGUAUCUCAUCAGCUUUCUGGACGACAAUUGACCAUUCUGUCUCGCGUUACAUUAGACGCAAAUUGCACUCAGCUGCAGGGGAGGCACAGCUCGCCAGAGAUCCAAGCAUACGAUAUCAUAGGUGUAAGGGUGCACACCGAUGAUCAAAUAAGACAGGCAGUGAGGCUUCCCAUAGAUGUAGUGCAGAUAGCAGCAGGAGCGAAGAUACGCUACUCCCAUUCGUUACUCCGUGAAUUAUAUGACAGUGGGCUAACCGUGGAGCUGGUAUUGGAGGACGACGUUUCUGGGAAUGUAUACCACGCCUUUCACUUGAACAGAUGCAUAAGAAACAAACCAAUUCUGCUGUCAUCCGGUGGCAGAGUCCAACCCGUGCUGCACACAAUAGAGCAGUGCAAGAAACUAUACAAGCUUAACACACGCCAUAUCUGGCUUGCUGGGCGCCGAGUCCUCAGUCGAUCUGCCGCCAGGAAGCAUCGUAAUAAUUUCUGCAACACCAGGUUUUCGUGA
This is a messenger RNA of Giardia duodenalis, 726 nucleotides long. RefSeq names its product RNase P subunit p30. The coding region runs from base 1 to 726 and encodes 241 amino acids. The transcript has a single exon. NCBI's taxonomy places the organism in Eukaryota, Fornicata, Diplomonadida, Hexamitidae. The record is from RefSeq and is a predicted model, not a curated record. Gene Ontology annotation, biological process: tRNA processing.